GAGAUGCCAAUGCGGGGUGCGCUCGCGGUGGUGGAAGAAGACGAGGGGUGCUACCGCGCUCCGUUACCGGGGCUGCCGGGGUCCGAGGAGCGACUACGGUACCGCAGAGGAGGCGGGAGACGGCGGCGCGGGGUGCCGUUCAACCGGGGCGGCUGCUACAUGCUGAUCGUCAUCGGGGAGAUCGGCACGGAGCAGCAGCUGGACGCCGCCAGAGCGCAGAUCGAGCGGGGAAUCCGUUCCUGGGACGUCGACCUCCAGAGCUGCGACCUCGAUCAGCAGCUGCAGCUGUUCAUCACCCGCCACUCGGCCCACUUCUCCUCCGAGGUCAGAGGACAAAGAACUCUCCACCACAGGAGUGAUGUCCUAGAGACCGUGGUGCUCGUCAACCCUUCAGAAGACACCGUUGUAUCGGAGAUCCAGUCUCUAGUCACAGACUCGGCAGGACACAAGCUUCUGGUCUUGAGUGGACAGAGUUCAGAUCACGGUGGCCUUGUUCUGCAAACUGGGGUCUUCACCUACCAGACCCUCUCACGUGUCUUUGCUGAUCCUGGGGUCAGUGAAUUACUGGGCACAACAGCCCCCAAGCAGCAGGCCACACUAACCGUGUGCUGCCGCGGGGAGGUGGGCCGGAGCUCCCUGGGCCAGCAGCAGACCCUGCGCGACUUUCUGGAUUACAAACUAAACCCCGAGCCCGUCCUUCCCGAGAUGGAGGGCGUCACCGAGUUCACGGAGUACAUCUCUGAGACGGUCGACGUCCCUUCGCCGUUCGACCUCCUGGAGCCGCCCACGUCCGGAGGCUUCCUGAAGCUGUCCAAACCGUGUUGCUACAUCUUCCCCGGUGGCCGCGGAGACUCCGCCCUCUUCUCCGUGAACGGCUUCAACAUCUUAGUGGACGGAGGCUCCGAACGGAAAUCCUGCUUCUGGAAGCUGGUUCGCCACCUGGACCGCAUCGACUCGAUUCUGCUCACGCACAUCGGCGCCGACAAUCUGCCGGGUAUCAACGGGCUGCUUCAGAGGAAGGUAGCGGAACAGGAGGAGGAGCAGUCCCAAGACUCCACCAACUACAGCGAAUGGAUGAAGAACUUGAUCUCCCCCGAACUCGGCGUGGUGUUCUUCAACGUGCCAGAGAAGCUCCGCAUGCCGGAGUCCAACAUGAAAGUGAAGCGCAGCAUCGAGGAGGCGUCCCUGACCUUGCAGUACCUGAACAAACUAGGAAUCAAACCAGAGCCUCUCUGCCGAGUGGUCGGCAGCACCAUUGAGCCCAUCACUCUGUUCCACAAGAUGGGAGUGGGCAGGUUAGACAUGUACGUUCUCAAUCCUGUCAAAGACAGCAAAGAGAUGCAAUUUUUAAUGCAGAAGUGGGCCGGCAACAGCAAGGCCAAAACUGGUAUAGUGCUGCCCAACGGGAAAGAAGGGGAGAUCUCUGUGCCCUACCUGACAUCCGUGACGGCCUUAGUCGUCUGGCUUCCUGCCAACCCCACUGAAAAGAUCAUCAGAGUCUUGUUCCCUGGGAAUGCACCACAGAACAAGAUCCUAGAGGGCCUGGAAAAAUUAAAGCACCUUGACUUCUUGCGCUAUCCGGUUGCCACGCAAAAGGAUAUCGCCUCCGGAGCAACUCCCUCGGUCAUAAAACAAACCAAGUUGAAACAAAGAACAGACAGCAAAGAGAGUCUCAAGUCCUCCCCGAAGACGACUGCAAAGGCCUCAAAGAAAGAGAGCGAAGGACAGGAUGACGUGUCGGCCGCCGCGGAGGCAAAGAGCGACUCCGUCAAGGAAAAUGUGUCGGAGAAAAAAGUGGAGAAAAAGACGACGAAAACUAUCAAAUCUAAAAGCGACGUGCCAGAAAAGAAAAAGCUCCUGCAAGACAAAUCCUUGAAAAAGCACCCGAAGGAACGGGUGUCAAAAAUGGACGAAAAGAAGGACAAGGAGAAGAAAGAGAUCAAGAAAGUGAAGAGAGACGACUCCGCCAAGAGAGACGAAAAGAAAGACGUUAAGUUCAAAGACGACAAAAAGAAGGACGCGUCCAAACCGGAGCUGAGAAAAAUCACAAAGCCCGACCUGAAGCCGUUCACUCCAGAAGUCAGAAAGACGUUGCACAAAGCCAAAGUGUCGAGCAAGGCCAAGGCGGGAAAAGUCAAAGCGGCAAAGACGUUACCUGCCGAGCCGAAGCCAGAGGAGCCCAAACCUGAAACGGUUCAACCCGAACCAACGGAGAGCGGCGCCGUCGAGGGAAAGUUUAUUUCCUCGACCCCUGAAGACCUCACCAAGGAAUUUGAAAUCGUGAACAAAGCUGAAGUUGUCGCUGCAUCAGCAGAACCUCCGGAGACCUCCGAGCUGACGGCACAGAGUCUCGGUCGAGAGAACCAGGAAGCAUCCGAGACGCCGCCCGGCGCCAAGUCUCCGGAAAAGGAGGAAACGUCCCCGGGAGCGAAAGCAGACGUGGACGACAACAAGUUGACGCGAGAGAGAGAAAUGGAAGACGCUCAAAAGUUUGAGGACGAAGGCGCAGCGUCUCAGGACGAGGACGAGGAGGAAGACGAGGCCCCGGCAGCCAAAAGGCAAACAGAGGAGGAGGAGGAGGAGGAAGAUAUGGGAAUAGGGGAAGAGGAAGACGAAGCAAAAUGGAAGGAAGCAAAGGACGAGGGUCUCGACAGGAAACACGAGUUGGAAGCGAUGGAGAAAACAGAAACACUCUCAGCUAAGCUUGUGAUGGAAGAGGAGGAGGAGGAAGAAGAGGAAGAGGAAGCAGUCGAGAAAGCCGAACUGGAGGAGGUCGAAGAUUUGGAUGUUAUUGCGGAUGAAGAGAUUAAAUCGGAAGAUCCAGCUGAAGGAGAACUGUUCGCCGAGAGAAACGCCAACCUUCUGGCUGCAACUGAAGAAGAGGACGAGGAAGAGGAGGAGGGCUACCUGUCGCAUGUCGGAGGGGCCACAGCUCCCAUAACCUCCGUCGUUCACGGAGCCGCCGCGGCCGAACCCAUCUCCUACAUCCAGGACGAGACCAUCCCCGGCUACUCCGAGACCGAGCAGACCAUCUCCGACGAGGAGAUCCACGAGGAGGCGGAGGAGAGGAUCCCACACCUCCAGUACGACGUCGGCGCCUACGACGUCUCCGUUCCGGAUCAGACCGGAUCCUUCGUCGACGUGCACGGCGUGAGGCCGGUGCGAGCCGCCGCUCUGCCGGAGAGGAGCUUCAUCCCGGGCGUGCACGAGCAGGUGUCCAUGUUCACCAGCAUCAUCACGGCUCCUCUGGCCGAGGAGGAGCACGUGUCCUCGGCCACGUCCAUCACGGAGUACGACAGGGUGUGCUCCCUCCCCACUUCCAUCGCCGAAGACCAAUCGGCGGCGUCCGGCGCGGCACCUGCGGCCGAGGAACCGCCCAGAAGCCCCGUUGCCGUGUCGACCCCGCCGGACGCCGCCCGCGGCAAAGAGCGGCCGCUCUGCGGGACUAUUUCGCCGCCUUCCUUCGAAGAAGAGGACAAACGAGGCAAGUUUCCUUCCGAUGACUUCGAGCGUCCCGUUGCAGAAGUGAAGACGCCGGCUCCGGAAGCUCCGGAAGCUCGCGAGGAAGAAGAGGAGGAGGAAGAGGACGAGGAAGACCAAACUCCCAAUGUAGACAUUUCACUUGAAAAACUCCAAGAGGGUUAUGCGUCACCCCAAAUAUCACAGCGUGACGAGACGGAUAUUGAACAGCUUGCUGGCUCAGUGUCUCCGCUCGACACCAAACCAGUGCACCUGCCAGUCGAGGAGGUAAACACAGACGCUUUUGCACCUAAAGGGAUUUCGUCUGUUGUGCCGACUAGACCUUUUGGAUCCGACUCGGUGACUUCAGAGAGCGAAGAGCGCUGCUUCAGUCCGGAUGACAUCACUGUUAAAAUGGCCUCCCCGCCACAGUCCGGACCGCCGAGUGCGGCUCAUUCGCCUCUUCGUCACUCACCAGUGGAAGACAAGAGGAAGGCCUUCCCUGAUUCGGAGGAGACCCUCGACGUUGCCACGGACGACAAAGCAAAAAAGACAGCUGAAGCGGGAACACGAAAAGACGUCGACAAACAGAAAGAGGAUCGGCACGAAGUGGAAAUGUCAACGUCGUUGGACGAAUCAUUGGAGGAGGACUUUAAAGACGUUCCAGUGACGACGGAGUCAGAAAAAGACACUUCGGCCGCGCCAAUAGAAGACGAAGGCAAGUGCUCAGAAACGGUGCCUGUUGCGUCUGUAAGAGAAGUUCAGCCACCAGAGAGGCAUUCCCUCAUCAUCUCUGGAGGAAGUGAUGAAGAGAUUGACGACAAGCUCAAAGACAAAGGACCCAAAGUUCCCAUCACAGGUGCAUUCCCAGAGAGGGAAAGUCACUUCCUGGACGAUGAUGAUGAUGAUGAUAAAUCUGCAGUUAAAACCACCGAGGCGGAACAAGAGAAAGGAAAGGAUGACACCUCUGAUAGCCAACCGAUCAAGGAGGAGCAACAGCAGAAAUCUGGCCAGGAAAAUGUUUCGGCUAUAAUGUCCAUCACGGAUAAGAAAGUGGAGAAAGUAGACACAUUAAAGGAGGAUACCUCUGAUAUUAAACCCUAUAAAGAAGAGCAAAUGGCAAAGGACAUUUCCCCUGCUGUUGGAGCCAUUAAAGACGAGCACAAAGAGCCCGAAAAGGAAAAAGUCACAACCAAAGAAGGCGAGAUGGAGAUUAAAGUCAAAGAUGAGCUAAAGCGGAUGGAUGAUGAUUUUGACCUCAAAGCCAAAGAUGAGGUGAAGGACGCUGAUGAGUUGGCUGAUAGCGAUAUUUCUGAUAUUAGCCCUAUAAAGACUGCAAAUAGAGAGAUUGACCUGGUCCACGCCACAGAUAUAAAGCCUGUUAAAGACGAGAUGGAGAAAGAGGUGAAAAAGGACGAUAUGCCCAUUAUUGAACCGACUAAAGAUGAAAAGAAAAAGGAGACCGAACCAUCUGAUAUCAAAGUGAUUGUAGAUGAAAAAGAGAUGGAAAAGAUAGAUGCUUCUGGUGCCAUGUUCGUUACCGAUGAGCAGAGAGGAGAUGAGAAAGAGAUUGGUGACAUCCCUGUUGCUAAAGAAGAAGACAUGAUUAGUAAGGGUGAUGCGUCUUCCGUGACCAUAAAAGAAGAAAAGGGGAAAGAGGUUCGUAAAGAUGCCGUCUCGACCAUCACGAGGGAAGAAGAAAUUCCUGCUGCCAAGUUAGCCACAGAGCAAGAAAAAGAUAAAGAGACGAGUAAAGAUGAUAGUUCUGACACCAAACUAUCCAAGGAGCAGGAAAAAGAUACGACGACAAGCAAGGAUGAUGCCUCCAUCUUCAAACCUACGAUAGAAGACACAAGUAAAUAUGAUACUGCUGCGAUACAACUUACCACGGCAGAGGAAAAAGUUAAACUGCCAAGUACAGACGAUACUUCUGCUGCUAAGGCAACACUUGCAGAAGACAAGGGGCAUGAGGACAGUAAAGAUGACCCUUUCGCCACCAAAUGUACCAAGAUAGAAGCAGAGCACGCACAAUUCAGUAAAGAUGAUGAUUUAUGUGCCGCACCAAGCGAGGCAGAAGAAGAAGAGACGCGUAAAAAUGCCGUCAAAUCAGCCGUGGAGGAGGAAAAGCAGAAAGUAAGUGAUAAAGAUGUUGUCAAAACUGCCAAGAUCGAGGAAGAGGAUGUCAUGAUGAGCAAAGAUAUUUUCGCUGUCAAAACAUCCAAGGGCGAAUUUUAUACGAUACCCACCAUGCAAGAGGAAAAGCAGAAAGAAAUGAGUAAAGAUAUUUGUGCUAUCAAAUCAAUGACGGAAGAAGAAACAGAGAAAGCAGUAGAUAAGGAGGAAACUUUAGCGGAGGAAGGGCUGUCAAUUCAGGAUCGAAGUGUUGCUAUCCAACCCAACCAAGAAGAGAAAUAUACAGUAAUAAUUAAGGAUGAACAUUUUGCUAUCCAACCCAUCAAGGAGAAGGACAUCAAAGACACUUCUGGUGUAAAAACCCCUUCAGAUGAGGAGAAGGUAGAGAUGAAAGAUGUUACAUCAGAUGGAAAAGUCAUCAAGGAGGCGGCAAAAGAAAUCCCAAAGGAUGAUAUUCCUGAUACAGAAGUUCAAGUAAAGGAGAAAGAAAAGAGUUCUGAUGUUGUAUCCAUCCAUGAGCUGAAGGAUGAUAUUCAUGAUAAAGAAGUUCAAUUAAAAGAGAAAGAAAUGGAGAAAGAAAAGAGUUCUGAUGUUGUAUCCAUUCAUGAGCUGAAGGAUGAUACUUCAGUCAAAGACAUGAGGGAUGACGGAGGGUCGGAUGAAGGUGACCUUUCUGACAAACGGAUAAAAACACAGGAGGUUAAAGAGCAGGAGAAGGCCGAUACCUCUGAUCGCAAACCGAUCCUGGAGGCAAUUAAAGAAAAAGAAACUGAGAAGGAUGACACGAAGAAGGAGAAAGAAACUGACUCCAGUGUGGAGCAGCCCAAGGACACCAAAGAGAAAGAGUCAUCUAAAGUCGAGGACCGAGGCAAACCGCAAGGGAAAGAUGAUCAUCCUUUUGAUACUGAAUCGAAGAAGGAUGAUAAGAAAGAGGUCGAUCCUCCCAUGUCUCAGACCUUGGAAGAAGAGGAAGUGGAAAUGGACGGUGUUUGUUACAUCUGCGAGCAUUAUGCGCACGAAGAAACCUCCGAUGAGCGUACGGAUACUCCGAAUGAGAAGGAAACCGCUGGCGCCGCAGAGAUUCAGCGAGGCACCUCUGUAACCUCAUCUGGCGAAGACUUAAAACCAGUGACAACAGAGGACAUCCGUUUGUCUCCCGGCCAAGAUAAAGAAGCGAAGGCCGCCGUCGGUCAAGAGGAGAAGCUGGAGAAAGAAAAAGACGACGCGCACGUCGCCGAACUGAGCAAAGAGCAGAAGAUGGAAAAAGAACCCGAAAAAAAAUACACCGACGAGACUUAUGACGCCAAAGACGACAAGACGGUGAAAGGAAAGGACGUGGCCCACGAGAAGACCGAUGAGAAAGACUCCGACAAAACCGCGAAACCACCGGCAGCGAGAGCGUCGGGAGAAGCCGCUGCGGCAUCCAAGUCCGAUGACGAACCUGCAUUUGCGGUUCGGUCCUCUGACGAAGAGGAGGAGGAGGAACAGGAGGACAUUUGUAUGGGAGGAGCCGGCUCCAGACCUUUGUCGGUGGAGCCGAGGAAGUCGGAACGUGACAUCUCGUCCCAAAAGCCGAGCGGCCAAACCGAACCGCCGACGUUCGAGCAGAUCGCCGCGAUCAUACCGACGUUCACGAUGCAGGGGCCCUCCAUCGAUGAAGACGGGAAAGAGUUCGGCGGAGGGGAAUCCAGAAUGGACGAAGACGCUGCACCACUUGCCAAGCCAGAGGCCUCCUCCGACAGCGUCGCGUCAAAGGAGACGACGUCUGUUCCGAAGCAGGAAAAGGCUUCGGACACACCAACGGAGCCGAAGCCUGCGUUGCCAACCGCAUCGAGCACCGACGGUCGACCCGGGGGCUCCACAGAGAAACCGAUCCCGUCCCCGACGAGCUCGGCGGUCAGCGCGACAGGAAAGGCGCCGCUGGACGAGAAGCCAGGGAAGGAAGCGGAGAGGGAGAUGGAAGGAGAGCGAGAGAUGGCGUCUCCCGGAUUAUCGCAGCCGUGUUCCUAUUUCACGUUGGACUCCGAGGACGCCGGCCACGCUCGAGCCGCCGACGCUGCACCGAUGCCGUCGGAGAAGGAGGCGGUCAGCGGACGCACCGGAGGCGAAAAGCAAACCUUCGGCGCGUCCAAGUACGAUCCGUACGAAAAGCCCAUUCCGAAGGGCCGCGACUCGGACUCCAGGGAAGAAAGCGAGGUUUCUUUGGGUUUCGACCGGCCCUCUGAUAUUGGUUUUGACGAUAACAGAAGAACAAGCCAGGCGGAGGCGGGAGGAGGAGCCACAUUCGCCCCGGACGACCAGUCCAAAGAAGAGCCUCCGUCCUUCAGCAGAGUGGACGACAGCCCAGCGUCCCUCACUGAGAGAAGCAGCCACCACAGCUCCUCUCCGCAGGACGAAGACAGAGAGAAAGGCCAAGAGGAGGAGCGCGAGCGAGAAGGACGACCAGACACGCCGUAUGUCGAAAGGAGCUUUUCGCCCGUAGACAUGCAAGACAACAAAAUGUCCCAGGCUGCAGAGUCUUAUUCUUUCCGUCCCAAAGAGGAUAAACCCGAGAAAUCGGAGAAAGAGAAGGACGGUGCUGCGUCUUCUCAAGCGGGGGCGACGGGAGAAAACGAGACGGUUUCCGCUCAAUCGGCAGGUGCAUCGUUCAGACGAGACACGGCGUCUCCGUCCCGGAGCCAAUCGGAUCUCGGGACCCAAGCUUCUGCUGCUCCCGAUGCUUUUGGGGGAUUCGAAGAGAAAGAGAGAGAAAAAUCCGCCGAGUCGUUAAAGGACAAAAUGGAGUCCUCUGAGCACGAGCGAGAGGGCUCUCCAUCCGGUCGGCAUUCGCCUGCGGAAAAAGACAUUUUACCUCAACAAGCGUCGCCUUUAGAGAAGGAAGAGACUUCUAGUGCUUCGGCGUCUGCUGCCACAUUUUCGGGACAUGAAGUAGACGAUAAUGUUUUGGCGUCAGAGAAUAGUCAAAUUAGCAGCUCGGCCUCUUGUAAAUCCAUCUUAGACUUUCCCGACGGAAGAGAGAGCGUGAUAGAUAAACGGUUAAUCGUAGAGGGAGAAGAUUUCAAUGUUGAUGACGAUGAGGAGGACGACGACGACGACGAGGACGAGGAGGAAGAAGAGGAGGAUACGAGUGACGUUGACGUGGAAAAGGGGGCCAGAGAACAGUCUGAGAAAGAAAUGUGCAGACGUAGCUCUGGUGACGGUGCUGCGUCAGCAGAGGCUGAGGACUCAAACAAAUGGACUCAGCUGCCUGAAUCCGGCCUCCUUAAAGUCUGUCAACCGACACCUGGCGGAGCCUCAGCGGCAGACAAGCAGGACGCGAGUCGAGGACCAACAUCUCCCGACACAAAGCCACUGGAGAAAGACGAUCCAGCCACAUCCAAACGUGAAGAUGGAGGGGAAACAACGACGUCGCCGGACUCGAGCGUUCACAGAAUGGACGGAUGUGGUUUCUCUCCAUCAGAUGCCCCAAAACCUCGUGAAGCAACUAGAGCAGAGGACACAGACAAACAUCAUUUGUCCCCUGAACCGACCACGAAGAGGAGGUCGUCAUCGGCGGAGGAUUUGACCUCUUAUGAAGUCCUGCAAUCACAAAAAGGAGGUGGAGACAAAGUGUCUCCAUCGGCCAGCUUUUUGAAAACGGAAACUCCUCAACCAACGUCCGCAAGCAGCUUGACGGGUAGCUUCUUGCCACCUGACGCUUCAGAAUCCAUUCCCAUGACUACAUCUAGCCCCUCCCCUCCACUAAGAGGUAGCUAUGCCGACAUCGGACAGGGUCGAUCUGGAAGUUAUUCGGAGCCUUUUUACAGUGAGGAUAGUCAAGUAGGAUUGAAGGAAGAUGCCUCCCAGCGAUCCAAGCCGAGCGAUGAUAAAUAUUACAGCCAAGGAAACAUCCGAGAAGAAGGUCAAGAUAUCGCCACAACCCACGAGGAAACCGCCACGUCCCCGUGCACAUACACCACCUUAACAUACUCCACGUCAACAUACUCCUCCACGUCGUACAGUUACUCGUCCUCAGCCUCAACUUCCGCCCCUUUGAGCAAACCGCUGGGAGACAAAGUCAAAACCUUCCCGACAUUAUCAAGCCCCACAGUACCUCUAGCCAAAGAGGAUCAAGAGUCUCCGAGCUCCUGCUUUGGGGGAUUCCAGAGAGACGAGUACAUGGAGGUGACGACGAAACCUGCAGCGAAAGCGUCUUCACCCAGCCAGGCGGAGGAGGCCAAACCAUCGUAUCCUGGCUCGUCUCACACUGCCAAACAGACCGAGGGUCAAACCGGAUCUGGAAAGCCUGAAACUGAAACAAAGUCAAGCCCCGAUUGUUUUUAUAUGCUAGAAACUAAGAUUACGACGUCCUCCGCUGCACCUUCCCUGCAAAGCAUCGAGCCAGUCAAGGUGUCGGAGAAAGUACCGGAGGCUUGCUUUGAUGUCUCGCUCCUCCAAAGGGCUCACUCCCCUGACAAGGAGUCCUCCGAGUCAUCAGAAGACGAGGAGCCCGUUACGCUUGAAAUGGAGGACGGCACCCCGCCGAGUCGCAUUGAAUGUCAACCGAUCAAAGUGGCUGAGCAGAAGGAGAGUUUUUCAUUGAUAACCGAGUCAUAUGUGGUAGAAAGUACCUCGGUCACCAACCCCCCUACUGCAGUGUCUAAACCUGACGUGGUGAUGGAGUCCACCGCACAGACGGCCUCACUUAAAUCACUCGGUGAUAGCGGAGCGAGCAAAACCACGUGUGCCACAGCAGACGUAUCCAAAACAGAGAUAAAGGAGAAAACACCAGAAGUAAAAGAGGAAAAGAGAGCAAUAACACCUUCGAAGGAAGAUGAAAAGACAUUCACCGCCGAAGACUGUGCAGUCGAGCAGAAAAUAGAGGAGAAGUUACCGGUGGAGAAGUUGUGUAAAGACGGCGCGGAGGAGAGGAAGGAAACAGAGGAUCCAGAGAUGUGCGAGAAAGCAGAAGGGGCGGAAAAAGUCGAGACGAAAAGCUUCUUGGAGAUGCCGCCGGAGAGAUUAUCGGCCAGGAGAAGGAGCAGCAUAUCUGACUGGGAACUACUCCAGAAGCCUGAAGACUGCCCGAGUGCCCCGCCUCCAGGUUAUGGUGAUGAUGACGAGGAGGAAGCGAUGGAAUGGAUGACCAGUGCCCACGGUACCUCCAUGCCCUCCUCGAAAGACACCCAUCACACAGAGACAUCCGGCAAAGGAGCCGCGAGGGCCGAUCGUCCCUCCGACUUGAACACCGGAGCCGCCUCCUCCUCCUCUAGCUCCGCCUCCUACCCGGGCCACUGCGAAUACAAACACCGCAAAGGAGAGCUUUCUCCAUCGUUCAUCAACCCGAGCCCUCACCCGCUCUCCAGCGACGAGGCCGAGGGCGACGACCGCAGCGACCACUCCCAGGACGGAGGCGAGGACGACCAGGAGCAGCACUCCGUGAAGAGGAGGUCGCACAAGCAGGAGCGCCACCACGCUCAGAGCUCCCACGGAGACGCCGCUCAGGGCCCGCUGCCCGGCCCCGGGUCAUCCGGUUUGACCGCGACGUUAGCCGGAGAGGAGACGCCGCCGACGUCGGCGAGCGAGUCGUUGCCCUCGCAGUCCGAUUCCGACGUCCCUCCGGGGACCGAGGAGUGUCCGUCCAUCACGGCGGAAGGAAAUCUGGACUCGGACGAAGACGCCGAACAUCUGCCGGUGGACAAACUAUCCGGAGCCGGCGGGGGUCACCAUCCUCCGUCGCCGCGGUCAGCUCAGAAGACUCACGACCCACCGCCCACCCCGAUGAAGGACCCUCACCCACACCCUCCGCACCCGGACGUGUGCAUGGUGGACCCCGAGGCGCUCCUCACUGACCACGGCGGCACGGAGAAACUUCUCAAGAAGGAGCACAAGACCAGCAAGGGCCUCAGGAAGGGCAAACCCAAGUCGGCCUCCCCCGCUCGUAAGGGGGAGGUCAGGAAGAGGUCCUCCACUCCGGUGAAGCAGACCUCCAAGGACUCCGCCUCGCCGCGAUCCGCCUCCCUCAAGAGGAAGGACACGGAGAGGAGCUCCAGGCCGAGCAAGACGUCGGAGACGCACGGCUCCAAGAGCGAGACCCACAACCCGGGCAAAGGCUCGGUCAUCGGGGUCAAGAGCAGUCCAGGAAACAACUCCCAGAAGCCCCCCCCGGCCGUGCCCUCCGGACCGCCCAUCUACGUGGACCUGGCCUUCGUGCCCAACCACUGCAGCGCCAAGAACGUGGACCAGGAGUUCUUCAAGAGGGUCCGAGCCGCGUACUACGUGGUGACCGGCAACGACCCGGGCAGCGGAGAGCCGAGCCGCGGAGUCCUGGACGCCCUGCUGGAGGGAAAAGCCCAGUGGGGCUCCAACCUACAGGUGACUCUGAUCCCGACCCACGACUCGGAGGUGACCCGGGAGUGGUACCAGCAGACCCACGAGAGGCAGCAGGACCUGAACAUCAUGGUUCUGGCCUCCAGCAGCACCGUGGUCAUGCAGGACGAGUCCUUCCCGGCCUGCAAGAUCGAAUUCUGAUCUCCACAAGCUCCUCCCCCCUCCCCCAUGUGUCACCCCCCCCCCCCCCCCGUCAUCUGUCCUCACUGGAGGUCCAGCGGGAGCGACCACCGCCUC
Molecule: messenger RNA, 12198 nt
Organism: Pseudoliparis swirei
Lineage: Eukaryota; Metazoa; Chordata; Actinopteri; Perciformes; Liparidae
Gene: map1ab
Product: microtubule-associated protein 1Ab
Biological process (GO): dendrite development; axonogenesis; regulation of microtubule depolymerization
Cellular component (GO): synapse; microtubule associated complex; neuronal cell body
Molecular function (GO): actin binding; microtubule binding
Source: RefSeq, a predicted model, not a curated record